This is a messenger RNA of Elephantulus edwardii (Cape elephant shrew), 1395 nucleotides long. RefSeq names its product NUF2, NDC80 kinetochore complex component (gene NUF2). NCBI's taxonomy places the organism in Eukaryota, Metazoa, Chordata, Mammalia, Macroscelidea, Macroscelididae. Gene Ontology annotation, biological process: kinetochore organization; meiotic chromosome segregation; attachment of mitotic spindle microtubules to kinetochore. Bases 1 to 1395 code for a protein of 464 amino acids. Gene Ontology annotation, molecular function: protein-containing complex binding. Gene Ontology annotation, cellular component: Ndc80 complex; kinetochore. The transcript is spliced from 13 exons. The record is from RefSeq and is a predicted model, not a curated record.
AUGGAAACUUUGUCUUUCCCCAGAUAUAAUGUAACUGAGAUUUUGGCUUAUAUUCGGAACAUGAUCUUAACAGGAGCUGAUGGAAAAAGUCUCACCAAGAGUGAUCUUUACCCAAAUCCUAAGCCUGAAGUCUUGCAUAUGAUCUAUAUGAGAGCCUUGCAAAUAGUAUAUGGAAUUCGACUGGAGCAUUUCUACAUGAUGCCAGUGAACUGUGAAGUCAUGUAUCCACAUAUAAUGGAAGGCUUCUUACCAGUCAGCAAUUUAUAUAUUCAUCUGGACUCAUUUAUGCCUAUCUGUCAGGUGCAUGACUUUGAGAUUGCUGAUAUUCUAUAUCCAAAAGCAAAACGGACAAGUCGGUUUUUAAGUGGCAUGAUCAACUUUAUUCACUUCAGAGAAAACUGCCGUGAGACAUACAUGAAAUUACUUUGGCAAUAUAAAUCCUCUGUGGACAAAAUGCAACAACUGAAUGCUGCACACCAGGAAGCAUUAAUGAAGUUGGAGAAACUUGAUUCUGUCCCAGUUGAAGAGCAAGAAGAAUUCAAGCAGCUUUCAGAUGACGUUCAGGAGCUGCAGCAGUUGCUGAAUCAGGAGUUCCGCCAGAAAACUAUAGUGCUUCAAGAAGGAAAUUCCCAGAAGAAAUCAAGUAUUUCAGAGAAAACAAAACGUUUGAAUGAACUAAAAUUGACCCUGGCCUCUUCUAAAGAAGUACAAGAGAGUUUGAAAGCAAAAGUUGUGGAUUCCCCAGAGAAGCUAAAAAAUUACAAAGAAAAAAUGAAAGAUACAGUCCAAAAGCUUAAAAAAUCCCAGCAAGAAGUGAUGGAAAAAUAUGAAACCUAUCGAGACUCGGUUGACUGCCUGCCUUCAUGUCAGCAGGAAGUGCAGUUUUAUCAAAAGAAAAUACAAGACCUUGCAGAUAAUAGGGAAAAACUAGCCAGUACCUUAAAGGAGAGCCUGAAAUUGGAGGAUCAAAUUGAGAAUGAAGAAUCAGAAUUGAAAAAACUGAAGGCUGAAGAAAAUUCAUUGAAAAGACUGUUGGUUGUGAAGAAGGAAAAGCUUGCCACAGUACAAUUCAAAAUAAAUAAGAAACAUGAGGAUAUCAAGCAGUACAAACGCACAGUAAUUGAGGAUUGUAAUAAAGUUCAAGAAAAAAGAGGUGCUGUCUACGAGCGAGUAAUCACAAUUAAUCAAGAAAUCCAAAAAAUAAAAUUUGGAAUUCAGCAGCUAAAAGAUACCACUGAAAGAGAAAAACUGAAAUCUCAGGAAAUAUUUCUAAGCUUAAAAACUGCUUUGGAGAAAUACCACGAAGGCAUUGAAAGAACAGCAGAGGACUAUUGUGCUAAAAUUGAUGAGAAAGCAGCUGAACUAAAGAGGAAGAUGUUCAAAUUUCCAGCAUGA